Messenger RNA from Chara braunii, 1458 nucleotides. The record is from the annotation of a GenBank genome assembly. NCBI's taxonomy places the organism in Eukaryota, Viridiplantae, Streptophyta, Charophyceae, Charales, Characeae.
UCAUGCAAUAGAUGGAGCCUGCGAUUCAAUCGAAUGUCAACGGCGUGGAGACAUGCGCGAUGGAGACCCAGGACAUUGUCAAGGGUAUCGCAGUUGUCAGCAACGAAGGGAUAUCGGCCGGAGCAAACACCACUGACUGUGCAGUGGUCCUUGCGGCAAUUUGUGAGCAGAGUGCAGACAUGAUGACGGAUGGUGAGGCCAAUGAGAAUGAUGCAGGGUGUGUUGUUGCAGACGAGAAUGUGGUCAGGACGUCAGCAAAAACUCUCUUCCCCUAUGACAUCAUUGGGUACCUGGUCGACUUCAACCGGGUAUCGUUGGAGGAGCGUCGUGCUUCGCGUUCAAAAGUGCUGAGGUUGGAAGAUGAGGUGAGCGCUGACGACAAAUCGCGGCAUGUGUUGAAACUGUGGCAUGUUCUGGACGCGAAGGGCGAGUUGAGGCUCAAUGAUUUUGAGUACGACAGUGUCGACUGCGGAGAGUCAUGGGUGAUUGGCGGGUUGGACACUACAGCGAGUUCGGUUUGCCCACAGAGUGAUGCCAGGAGGGAUCCACGGUGGGGUUGGGUGCCACAUGACGCCCCGCUUCUUUGUGGCCGUGUGAAGGUGCCGAUGCAUGAUGCCAUGGGGAAUGUAUGGACCACGUGUUAUAUAAACGGCAGCUUCUCAUCUAGGCACCUGAACAGGGAGGUGACUGAAGAGGAGAAGAUGGCGAUGGCUUGUCCCACCCCUGCUGCUCGUUGUUUUUCGCCGCCUCUUCGGAACCCUGAGGAGCUCGAGGUGGCAGAGGGGAAAGUGUUCGCGGGUGACCAUGGGUACACAUACACGCAUGCCAGAGGGGAGGACGCUACUGCUGAUGGAAUAACCACGCUGGUAUGGGACCCAUUCAACCUGAACCCUGACGUUCUGGCUGCCAUAGACAUUGCGGCCCAUGUCAUCCCUGAGGGGCAGUUGCAGCAGCAUGUGGCCCCUCAGAAGUACAGAUAUUGCAUGGUGGAGCAGUGGCAGUUCCUGGUGGUAGUGGCACGUGUCUUCAUUUUCAAUGCAGAUGUGAAGGACCACGUGCUGGUUGUGGAGCAUGCAAAGCGGUGCUGGGAGAAGAUAAGGAAGGAGGACCGUCAGAUGGUGUGCAUGGGUUACGACUCCAUGCCAGACCAGGGGAUGUGGUCCAUGGUUGAGGGGAGUCCUGGUGGGCAAGGGCAGGGCGAUGGCGAAAACAGGUACAUGGCUCACAUCCACCGCAGGCAUGGUUGCUCCGCCCUUGUUGGUUGGGUCCCGGCCGUAUGUCGCAUGACAUACGAGCAAGGUGGAGAGAUGAUGAUGAGGUUCAGGGACCCGCUUGGUGUGCCGUUUCUGCUGACGUACUCGGAUGGCCUCCUGUGAGACAUUCGGUAUAUGGUGGCCGAGGACACCCGAGGUGGACAUCGGAGGCCGGGACAGACAGAGGAGACGCGCCCGGGACAUU